AACCACUAGGUUCUUCAGCAGGCGAAGACACAAGAAUUUGUGUUGGAUGAUUGCUUGCAACGUCAGGAAGGACACUCGCUUGCAAAUCCCAGUAGAGAAGACCUACCUGGGUCAGGUAGAGUCAAGAUGGGCCCCAGGGGCAGGCAGAGCCCCACAUCCCCACUGGCCCCCUCCCAGGGUUCUUGCUUCUUCAUCCUCUUCUGCUUACGGUUAGGUGCCUCCUGCCCACAGGCCUGCCAGUGCCCUGACCAUGCCGGGGCUGUGGCUGUCCACUGCAGCUCAAGAGGGCUGCAGGAGAUCCCCAGGGACAUCCCAGCUGACACGGUGCUUCUGAAACUAGAUGCCAACAGAAUCUCCCGAGUCCCCAAUGGAGCCUUCCAGAACCUACCCCAAUUGAGGGAGCUGGACCUGUCCCAUAAUGCCAUUGAGGCCAUCGGACCAGCAGCCUUCUCAGGUCUGGCUGGGGGCCUGCGGCUCCUGGACUUAUCCCACAAUCGCAUCCGAAGAAUUCCAAAGGACGCACUGGGCAAGUUGAGUGCCAAGAUCCGCCUGUCCCACAAUCCACUGCACUGUGAGUGUGCCCUCCAGGAGGCCCUAUGGGAACUGAAGCUGGACCCCGACUCUGUGGAUGAAAUUGCCUGCCACACCUCGGCACAGGAGCAGUUCGUGGGCAAGCCGCUGAUCCAGGUCUUGGACUCAGGUGCCAGCUUCUGCAGUACCCACCGGAAGACCACCGAUGUCGCCAUGCUGGUCACCAUGUUCGGCUGGUUUACCAUGGUGAUUGCCUACGUAGUGUACUACGUCCGCCACAACCAGGAGGAUGCCAGACGACAUCUGGAGUACCUGAAGUCCCUGCCCAGUGCUCCGGUCUCCAAGGAGCCCCUCAGCCCUGGGCCCUAGCACCCGCCUCUGGUGGGCCACUGAGCCUGGCUGCCCUGGUUUUCUGCAGCAGGUGGAGGUGAUGGUGCUCUUGUGUCCCCAAGGGAGGUGCAUUACAGCUGUACAGCCCAAAAAGCACUUUCAUAGUUGGCAUUUGGUCCCUGCAGCCGCUGCCUAACACUGUAGCGAGGGUCGCCCAUCUUAAUGGGUAGGUAAACAGAAAGCCUUGCCAGGGCCUGGAUUCGGCUGGCACUUAAACCCAGGCUGCUUGUGGUAUAGGUCUGUGAGCUGCCCAACCUGCCAUCCUUUUUCACACCGCGCUGUGGAAAAUGAACGCUUGUGCACGCAAGGACUGGGCCCUGAUGGGGAGGAUGGCGCCAGCCGUUUUCCCACUGAGAAAUGGCUCAUUCUGUUUACCCAGGACAUCUGAACCCAGAGAUGUUUGCCCUUUCCCAGAUCAGAGUACUGGCAAUCUAGACCUUUCCAGAGAGGUCAGGGCAAAGUAUAUCCUGCACCCCAGCCUGUGCUGACCUUUGUCCUGAGAGGUAUUUUUUUUUUAGUUGCUCUCGUGCCAAAAUUUCAGCCCAUCGAGAGGGAGGAAAUGGAGAAACGUGAGAAAGGUCCAGCAUGGGCUCACCAUGGCCAUGUCAACUGCCAGACCACUUAUGGGCCGCCCCAGCUUCUGCCCCUUCCAUCCGUGCCUGGACGGUGCAAGCCUGUGAAUCACGGCGGCUCUUGUGCCUUGCUUUCUACUGCCAAUAUCUAAAGCAGCUUUCUUCAGGAGGAUGAGGAGGGACUGGAGUUUGAGGUCCCCAUGCCACCAAUCAACAGGAGUGCUGCUUUUUCUCUAGCAACAAGAACCUUCUCUUCACCUCGCUGAAAUCCCAGAGCUCACUGAUCAACUUUCUUACCUGUAAUUACUUCAUGUUCAGGGGUAGAUGUUCUAACCACCUAACUCGACUGACUUCCAGUUUUAUUAUUUACCGUCUUUUUGUAUAAGUGUUUAUACCCUAAGCUAUGUCGUUGAGAAUCUGGGAGAAGCAAAUGAGUGUAGAAGGUGUGUGUGUGUGUGUGUGUGUGUGUGUGUGUGUUGUGGGUGCUGAGUGUCAGGUCUAGAUGCCCCUCCGGGCAGAAAGGAAUGCAGCUUCUGUAUCUGCUGGAAAUUCUCUUGUGAUCUGCAGGGGCAAGGUGAGACUGUGCUGGGGAGGAGCGUGGAGCUGGCCUGACUUGGUCUUACCGUCACUGUGACCCACAGUUCUGUCACCAUGUGACACGGUUGCCAGAGGCCACACAACUGUCAGCUGCAGAAGUAUAUAAAAGAGAAAAACACUCGUGAACUCCAGACUUUCCCCACUGCCGAAUGCCCACACCUGCAUGGUGGUGGCCAUGGGGCUACCAUGCCCGGCGUCUGCAGUGUGAAUAGAAUACUAAUCUGGAUCCCUGGAUGAGCCCCCAAGCUGCCCAAUAUUCUUCCACAGCACUGGGCCAAGCUACACUGUCUUCAGGGACAGACCCUGGCAGAGCUGGUAGGACCAUUCCCAUGAGAAUUGGAACCUCCAGACAGCCUCCUUAGGGGCAUCAGUCACUGGUGUGACAGCUGCCUGACCCCCAUGGCACAGACGUGCUCAACAAACAGUGUCCAGUUAAGCAUUCAGAGGAGGCAGAUGCUGAGGGAAGAGCUGGAUCCUGAAGGGUUCUGUGCCUAGGAAAAGAGGCUAAAAAGCCAGAGAUGAGGGCUUGAAUUAAGGACCGGGUUCCAUCCUGAUACUGUGGCGGUGCUGUAGUAGCGAUGCCUAUUCUAUGGACAGGGACACCUCUAGCCUGGUACCUACUCUGGGAGGUGCCAGUGCAGAGGGUAUGGCUUACGUUCCUCUCACUGUAUGGUGUGAUCCGGUACAGGGAGGGUAGCCGCUUCCAGACGGGGGGCACAGGUUGGGAGGUACCCAGCCCCUGCAGCCUUUCUACCAUCCUACUUAGUACUUAGGAGCUUGCCACUGUCCCAUUGACACAAGCAGGUCCGAAAGGAACAUGGCGGAGGCCUGGUGAUGGAGUCUUUAGCUGCUCUCGUCCCAGAAACACCCUACAGGGCCCUUUAGAUACACAAGGGUAGGGCUCCUUCCCAGGCUAUUCAACUCACUGCCAGGCCUGCUGCUCUUAGCCCAGGGCUUGACCCUACCUGGUUGCACAUUUAUACGGCCCCUGCUCAGCCCUUGCUGGGAAGAGGAGACGGGGUAUGGACCCUGGAGAAAGCAUGCCCCAUCUUCCUGUAAGGAGAACCCCAGAGACCUCGCCACUCUCCUGCUCAUCCAAGCUUCCAACCCUGCUGCCAUUCCAUUCACUUUUUAAGAUGCCCUUCCCUUCCUUCCCAUGACCAGCUCACAGGAUAAGUGUAUGAGGCCGGAGACUCUGGUGGAGACUUGCAGAUGGGGGUGGUUGCGUUGAGACUGUCUUUCUCCCUGGAUCCCACCUGCUCCUGCCAGCUUCACCCUCCUUCUCUCCUUGAAUGAGAUGUUCUCCUUCCCUGACUCCACACAGACCCUCUAGAUCUCCAGGACUCUGGGUCAGUUUCCCCUAUUCUGUGCAGUCCCAUCCCCACCCACCCCUGACUUUGGAAGGUAGAUGAGAUCUUGCCAUACAGGAGAGAGUGGUGCCUAAAUGUUCUUCAGGCACGGUGGGUGGUAUGGCUCAGUGUCAGGCCCUCCCCUCCCCCAUCAGUAUAAAGCUAUCAUCCCAGGUCCCACCAACAAGUUCCUUUGGGCACUUUCUCUCUCACCAGUCACAUGCGAUUGCCUAAGACAUGGUUCUAAAUUGAAUUCCUUGGGUGGGGUCAGAGGUUGAGGGGUCGUACGUCAUAGACCGAGAUGGAGUGUUCUGGCUUGUGGCAGCUCUCAGGGCACUAGGCUCCUAGAACGGCUUCUAAGUUGCCUUUCUUGGAAACUCAGUCGUGAACCUGACCCUGUCCCCUCGCUGCCUUUCUGUGAGCCCUCAAUAAAGCUUUUUGUGCUGGAA
This is a messenger RNA of Grammomys surdaster, 3888 nucleotides long. RefSeq names its product leucine rich repeat containing 3 (gene Lrrc3). The transcript has a single exon. Bases 127 to 900 code for a protein of 257 amino acids. The record is from RefSeq and is a predicted model, not a curated record. Gene Ontology annotation, cellular component: plasma membrane. Gene Ontology annotation, molecular function: protein binding. Lineage: Eukaryota; Metazoa; Chordata; Mammalia; Rodentia; Muridae.